GGUCAAAACGGCUGCCCAUUAGGCUUCUGGCAUAUCACGGAUCGAACAUGGCUGCCCAAACAGCGGCCGAUGCCAUGCGGACGGCGCUGGAGUUGCAUCGCGAAGAGUCCGAGGAGCACCAUACACUCCAACAACAAUUGAACGUGUCGUUGGACAGACACCAGACUGCCCUCGACCAGAUGGAGCGGGUGGCACUCGCGGCGGGCGCCGACCCCGCUGUUUUGCGUCAGAUCCGCGAGGCCAUCCGUAAUCCUCCGCAAGCGCCGGACGCCGGAGGCGCGGCGGAAGAGCCGGCCGAAGCCGAAGCCGAGCCGGCGGCGCGAGAGGAGCCGGUACCGCCCCCGCCCCCGCCCCCGCCGCCCGUCGAAGCGCCGGCGGCGGAAGCGCGGCCACGAAAGCGCGCACGGCGGGUCACGGACGACGACCUGCCUUCGCAGCAGGACCUGGGCCUCACCCAGCGAAUCACGCGGAACGAUUACGACAACAAUCAGAUCCGCAUUCCGCGGGUGGUGAAGACGAAGAUUCCAGUUCAUAAUGGCACGGUGUUAGUGGCCGUGUUCGACGUCAUCGUAGAGUGCAAGUGUCGUCAAAUGGACGGGGGACGCUCCGGGAUCCUGAAACUUGCUAUGAAGCGGAGGUUUUCCUUCAGCCAGAUGGAAGGGUUACGGUUUGUGAUGCAUUCUGUACCGUGCCCGGAGUGGCAGCGCCGUUCGCCCCACUCGCAUGUAUUAGACCUAGACGAGUAUAUAAAAGCACAAUAAGUAAAUUUCACGGCG
This is a messenger RNA of Pelagomonas calceolata, 776 nucleotides long. NCBI's taxonomy places the organism in Eukaryota, Pelagophyceae, Pelagomonadales, Pelagomonadaceae. The record is from the annotation of a GenBank genome assembly.